AUGGCAACUGGGUUCAGCAACACAACGAUCCUAGUUAUAGUAUUGUCCUCGAUUACUGCUACGGUUGGUAUUUUUAUGGUUGGCCACGGUUGCCUUUGUUUUUACAAUCAGCUCACAACAACACAUCCAAUAGGAGAUUACAGCGUGACUGGGUUAUCGCUUAUUUGUGGAUUGGUGUUGGUCUUCAUUGCUUUUUUGGUGUUUUAUUUAUAUCAAAUACACGUGGCGUCCUCCUUCAUCAUCGCUUUUCUGAUUCUUUUCAUCGCAACAAUUUUUAUGGCUUCUGUGACAUUAGUUUCAUUCAUGGAUGCCUACUCUGUUAAAGCGUUAGUUAAGGAGAGCACAUCGAAGAUGAUGUCGUUGGAAUACGAAUUUGAGUGCUGCGGGUACAAAACACAACGGGAGUACUGCCAGAAGCUGAAACGGCCGACGUGUUACUCGCGAAUAGUUAACCCUUUCAUGACGUUCAGAAUGUUUUGUAUGUGUGCGACAUUUGUAUUGUUUGUCCAGAGCUUAACGUUUGGGAUAUUCCUAUGUCUUUGGUUCGACGGGAUCGAUAAACAAGGAAAGGAUAUGCUAACUUUUCACAUCUCUCGAUUGGAUUAA
Messenger RNA from Entamoeba invadens IP1, 606 nucleotides. RefSeq lists its product as hypothetical. Bases 1 to 606 code for a protein of 201 amino acids. The record is from RefSeq and is a predicted model, not a curated record. Lineage: Eukaryota; Evosea; Mastigamoebida; Endamoebidae. The transcript is spliced from 3 exons.